ACACCUUGAAGUGUUGGCCGCUAGAGUAGCGGGGUCCCGUUUCGUGACACGCUGGGCGAUAUUUUUUGUACAAAAUCCCGUCCUUAACAUAACAUCUUAUAAAUACGAAGGCAGAUUUGUUGUCUUAUAAACGUUCGUAUCUUAUCUAGCUUCAUCUACUCUGAAAAAGUUUUUAUACUAUAAUGCAAGCAGAAUCAGAAUUGGAUAUUUUAUAUUCCCCAUCCAAAUGGUCGAAAAGAUUGUUACCUGAUGUUAUCGUUUCCAAACAUGUUGAAAUAAUCGAAAAAAAUAGUAAAGAAGUCCAAAAUCAAAUCCCAUGUACUUUAAAUAUACCAUAUGGCUCUGGAAAAAGGGAAACAUAUAAUAUAUUUGGAACCGAUUUAGCAGAUGAUGCUCCAAUAUUCGUCCACUUUCAUGGUGGUUACUGGAAAGAAGAAUUAUUAACACACAGCAACAACUCAUUCAUAGCAAAACAGUUACACAAAAAUAAAAUAAAAUCUAUAUUGGUAGGUUACGAGCUCCUGCCAAAAGUUUCUGUAGAAGAAAUUAAUGCAAACAUUACAAAAGCAGUUGCAAAGUGUCUAGAAUAUGCCAAGCAACAUGGAUCUAGCGGCUUAUAUUUAAGCGGCCAUUCUGUUGGAGGCCAAAUAGUUGCAAGGCUCUUCGAAAGUUUUAUACCUUCCCUUCCCGAGGCAGAUCAGUCACUAUUCAAAGGAGCGUUUCUUUUAUGUGGAAUAUACGACUUGCUUCCGCUCAUCAAAACUGAGUACAAUAAAGAUUUUAAAUUCGACGAAGACUCAGCAAGGGCUGCAAGUCCAAUAUUUAAGAAGUUGUCUGUAAGAAAAGAUACAGAUUUUUAUGUAGUUGUAGCAGAGAACGACAGUCCAGCGUUUGUCGACAAUGGGAGGAGAUUUAACGAAUACCUUUUAAAAUUUGGAAUAAAAUCCAAUUUUGUUUCUAUCAAAAAUGUAGAUCACUUUGAUAUAAUCGAAAGACUAAUUGAUCCAGAAUUUGAACUCACUCAACUUAUUGUAAACAUUAUAAACAAUUAAAAAAUAUGUCCCGAUGGAAAUAAAGUUAUAUUUAUGGGUA
Anoplophora glabripennis (Asian longhorned beetle) is the source of this 1092-nucleotide messenger RNA. Its product is annotated as kynurenine formamidase. The transcript is spliced from 5 exons. The record is from RefSeq and is a predicted model, not a curated record. NCBI's taxonomy places the organism in Eukaryota, Metazoa, Arthropoda, Insecta, Coleoptera, Cerambycidae. The coding region runs from base 183 to 1052 and encodes 289 amino acids. Gene Ontology annotation, molecular function: hydrolase activity.